Messenger RNA from Cinara cedri, 4056 nucleotides. The record is from the annotation of a GenBank genome assembly. Lineage: Eukaryota; Metazoa; Arthropoda; Insecta; Hemiptera; Aphididae.
AUGCGUUCAAGUGGCCGUCAUUACUUUGAAAAAGCAGUAAUGUCCUAUGACGAGAAACCAAGAAGACUUUGGCUAUUUGAUUAUCCGGCUCAAGCGGCUUUAUGCGGCGUUCAAAUAUGGUGGACUAGUGAAACAAACGAAGCGUUUACGCAUUUGGAAGUAGGUCAUGAAAACGCACUGAAAGACUACAAUAGAAAACAAGUAAAAAAUUAAUUAAAUAUUAAAAAUGUGUAAGUAAACAAAACAAAUUUAAAUUGUCAAUUUAUUUUUAGAUAGCGCAAUUGAAUGAACUUAUUGAUUUAUUGUUGGAAGACUUGACUGUGGGAGACCGUCAAAAAGUGAACACUAUUUGUACGAUUGACGUGCAUUGCCGGGACGUGGUGGCGAAAAUGAUAACACAAAAAAUUGAAACCGCUUCUUCAUUUCAGUGGCAGUCACAACUAAGACACAGGUAUUAUUCAAAUACGUAGAUAUUUAAAUUUGAAAGCAAUAACUAAAAACGUUUGUCAAAAGGUGGGAUUUAAAAGAGGCUGACUGUUUUGCAAACAUUUGCGAUGCGCAGUUUGGAUACUCAUAUGAAUACUUAGGAAACACACCAAGAUUGGUGGUGACUCCGUUAACCGACAGAUGUUAUAUAACGCUGACUCAAGUAUGCCGACAUUUAGUUUGUUUUGUUAUUAACAAUUGUAUAUUAUGUAUCUAGAUACAAACGCACGCAUUGUUAUGAUACAGUAUUGAUUUUACUAUUAUAUUGCAUUGGUUUUACAAUGACGUUUAAUUUUUUUUUUCUUUUCAUCUGUGAGUAACUUUUCUAAUAGUAAUUUUGUAAUUUUCAAUUAUUGCACUUUUUCCGAAAGUAAAUCUGACUCGAGUAGUACUUUAGGGAGGUCAUUUUUGGUUUUCUCAGCUAUUUUCAUAGUAAAUGAGAAAAACCGGGAAAAACGGGAAAAACGUAGGAACAACAAGAAAAUAGGUACAAUAUUACACAAAUAUUAUUAAAGAAAUGCAUAUUAACUUUAACAUAAUAUGACACAUAUAUUGUUGACAAACCAUCACUGUCAACUAUUAGCAAUGGCUUAUCGUGUAAUUUACAUUAAAUUCCCAUCUGUAUCCUACUUACCCAACUUCUCGCCUAGAAAAGUUGCUGCGCCCGCGUGUAAAUUAUGCAAUUUUUAAGUAACGAAAAUACAAAAAAAAAUCUAAAAAGAAAUAUGGAAAUGUAUUUAUAUUUUUUUUUUUGUGAUUCAAUAAGAAAUAAUCGUAGAAAAUUAAAAUAUUCACCAAAUUUAUAAUAAUAUAAUUUCCAAAACAUUUUGCUCAUCUGACUUUUUAAAUGCCUAUAGAUACACGAAACUUGUUAUUCUCUUUUAAUUAAUGAGCACAACUAUUUUUGUUUCGGUAAAAAAACUCAGCAACUUUAUAAAGUUCAUCAGAAGUUCUUCUUAUUGAUAAAUGAUAAUAAAUCGGUUCUGCGUUAUAUAUCACUUUUUAUUAAUACAAAUUUAAGUUUAAAUUUAGACAAAAAAAGAUGAACAUACUUUGCACAUAGGUGGGCCACUAUUGUAGGUGAGAAGUUGGGAAGGUAGUAGAGGAUAAAUUUAAUAUUACCUGUAAGCAACGGUAAACCAUUGCCAACGAAAAAACGAUUCUAAGCGGAGUUUAGUCAACAACCACAUAAUAGCAAAAUAAUUGCAUAGGCAUUAUAUAUUUUCUUUAAUAAUAUUUGUUUAAUAUCGUCCCGUUUAAUAUUUUCCCGUUUUUCUUACGUCUUCCCGUUUUUCCAGUUUUAUCCCAUUAAUUAGAAAAAUUCCUAAAUAAAUCAAAAAAUUACCUCCUUGAAGUACCUCCCCAAUCUGAUUUGCAGAAUUUCUGGUAGAGAAGUUGUUCACAGGAAAAUAAAAUAAACAUCAUUGUAAAACCAUAAACUUCUUGGCUCCACACAAAACUUAAAAUGUUUAACAGAGUUCUAUUUUAAGUAUGAAUGAUAACAACAGUGUCUUAGAAUUAAUGAUACGAAGUGUGUCCAUUUCUAUUUUUGCUCAUACUUUUAUUAAAUUUAUUCUUUUAAAUGUUAUAGUCACUACAUUUGGUAAUGGGUGGCGCUCCUGCUGGACCGGCCGGUACCGGAAAAACUGAGACGACCAAAGAUUUGGGGAAAGCUAUUGGAAUGAUGGUCUACGUCUUCAAUUGUUCCGAACAAAUGGAUUUUAGAGUAAGUACUAAGUUAAGAAUAUUAUUGUUAAACAGUGUUAACAUUAUUAUUAAAAAGAGGGCUAAGCGCGUCAAGUUUUGGUGUUCUUCUUUUAUCAUUUUCUUUUCGUACGUUUGUGAUAAAUAUUUUGUAGUCAAAUUAUUUGGUGAUAAUUCUAGUGUACUUUUGUCUCCUGGUGUUCCACAAUAUGCAUAUUCAAUAAAAAAUAAGUAAUUAGCGUGUUGAUUGUGAUUUCUUAUCGCGUGACGUGUUAUUCGGUGAAUAUUAAUUGUAACAAUUUUAUAUUAAUUAAAGCCAUUAUAACUAAGAAACUAUUAAUGUGCUAUGCAUUUUUGUCAAAUCUGAAAUUAUAAUUUUCGGAAUAUUAAAUCUGCACUCCGUAUUUUUUAAUAAUCUCACUAGUAUAUACAUAAACACACACCUAAUAAUUGUUGUAUUGUCCUUAGUAAUAUAUUAUUCUUGUUAAAUUACUGUAUAAAAAAGCCACAAGGUGUAAACUUUAUUAAAUAAAUAAAUGGUUAAAUAUUAUAAUCAAUAACAUGUUAUUAUAAAAAUAAAAUAAAUAUCUGGUUUCCAGUCAUGUGGUAACAUAUACAAAGGCCUCGCCCAAACCGGUGCGUGGGGAUGUUUUGACGAGUUCAAUAGGAUAACUGUUGAAGUAUUGUCCGUAGUGGCAACCCAAGUAAAAAGCGUGUUAGAUUCCAUAAAAGCAAAGAAAAAAACAUGUAUGCUACUUNCAGUGGGAAUGUUCAUUACAAUGAACCCGGGGUACGCGGGACGAGCAGAACUUCCUGAAAAUCUUAAGGCAUUGUUCAGGUAUGUUGCAUGUUUACUCGUAUUAUGUAUUUAAUAAUUUUCUAAAACAAAGAAAGAUUUUAAAAUUUGAAUUCCCUCCAGACCUUGUGCCAUGGUGGUACCAGAUUUUGAAUUGAUCUGUGAAAUCAAUUUAAUAGCAGAAGGUUUUCAGAGUGCGAGAAUACUUGCGAGAAAAUUCAUAACCUUGUAUAGCCUUUGCAAAGAAUUAUUAUCAAAGCAAGAUCAUUACGAUUGGGGUCUAAGAGCUAUAAAAUCUUUAUUGGUUGUCGCCGGAUCAUUAAAGGUAAACAUGUUCAUUAUAAAUUAUAAUAAAAGUAAAUUUCGUGAAACCAACAAUAUAAACAUACUUUUAAAUUUUAAAGAAAAAAUUACAUUAAAAUAAAACUUUUCCAAGUAUUUGAAACAUUUAUGUAAAAUUAUAAUAAUUAAAUUAUAUUAUAACUACAUAUAACAUACAAACCAAUGUAUUUUGAAACAGUCGUAACGUAACAAAUUUAAUUUCAAUUUUAGCGAUCAGAUAGAAAUCGCCCGGAAGAUCAAGUUUUAAUGCGAGCUCUCAGAGAUUUUAAUACCCCAAAAAUCGUAACUGAAGAUACCAGUAUAUUUAUGGGACUAAUUGGUGAUCUGUUUCCUGCACUUGACGUGCCCCGAAAACGUAAUUUAGAUUUCGAAAAAACGGUCCGCCAAGCUGCGCUUGACCUGAAACUCCAACCUGAAGACAAUUUUAUACUCAAGGUCUCCAUUUUCAUUGUUAUUGUCAUAAAAUGCGCCAUUUAAAUAUACAACCCAAUUGUUUUGUUGGCACAGGUAGUACAACUAGUAGAGUUGUUAGAAGUUCGACAUUCAGUUUUCAUAAUCGGUUUGGCUGGUACGGGCAAAUCUGAAGUCUGGAAAACACUGUACAAGACCUAUUCAAAUAUGAAAUUGAAGCCUUAUUUCAAUGAUAUUGAACCGAAAGCAGUUACCAACGACGAGUUGUUUGGUGUUAUCAGUGCCACAACUAGGGAAUGGGUUGAUGGUAAAUCUCU